This is a messenger RNA of Agrilus planipennis (emerald ash borer), 2912 nucleotides long. RefSeq names its product voltage-dependent L-type calcium channel subunit beta-2 (gene Ca-beta). Gene Ontology annotation, molecular function: high voltage-gated calcium channel activity; protein binding. The record is from RefSeq and is a predicted model, not a curated record. Gene Ontology annotation, biological process: neuromuscular junction development; calcium ion transmembrane transport; regulation of voltage-gated calcium channel activity. Gene Ontology annotation, cellular component: voltage-gated calcium channel complex. The transcript is spliced from 10 exons. NCBI's taxonomy places the organism in Eukaryota, Metazoa, Arthropoda, Insecta, Coleoptera, Buprestidae. Bases 488 to 2002 code for a protein of 504 amino acids.
AAUAUUUAAGAGAACAUGCCAGCACCUUGAACUAACUGUUCGGAUUAAUGAACCUGUGUAAUUAGAGCUUUACAAUUACGUUUACUGUGCUAAUUUCAACUGUCCCGUCCAACUUUCUCCUUGUUUCCAAUAGUGUUUGAUGUUCGUUAUCAUACGAUUCGGUGACAACCAUUAACAAUUAAACAAAUCUUCUGCAUUUACUGUUGCAAUAAAAAAGGAUUUGAUUGACAUUCUAAAGUGCCGUGCGGAUCCAUCGAACAAGAAUUCUCUAUAGCGCGAAUGCGAACCGACAUUUCGAAACAAUUUUAUUAAGUGCAUCGUUGCGGUAAGGUGGUUCCGAACUAUCAAUAAUGAUAGUUUUCACUAAUUCUCCCGCUGGUGGAAAACUAGUAGAAGGACAAUACGCGUAAAUGCUACCAAAUAUAUCUGUGUCACUGUUAUGCAACGAGGGUGACAGGGAUUUACCCAUAAUGGCCUAGAUAAGGAGAUGACAUCACGGCAAUUCCCUAUAAACGCGGUUAGUAAGGGGUCACAAUCCCCACAUCUUAGUGUGCAGAAUAUAACUGGAACUGGAAGUGCAGAAAGUCAAGGUGCCAGACACAAAUUACGUCCGCGAAAGAACACCGCCUCUGGCAGCCUCAGUGAUAGCUCUUCCAGCGUUAAACGCCAGGAGUCGUCCCCAACUUUGACGCUUAUAUCGUCAAAGGGUUCAGCUGAUUCUAAUUAUUCACAACCUUCAUCGGACCUGUCGCUGGACGAGGAAAAAGAAACGCUUCGACGUGAAAAAGAACGUCAAGCACUUGCACAAUUGGAAAAGGCCCGAACGAAGCCGGUAGCAUUCGCUGUUCGAACAAAUGUAGCCUAUGAUGGCUCUUUGGACGAUGAUUCUCCAGUUCACGGGUACGCGGUGUCUUUUGAUGUCAGGGAUUUUUUGCAUAUAAAGGAAAAGUACGAUAAUAAUUGGUGGAUAGGGAGGCUAGUAAAAGAAGGUAGUGAUGUGGGGUUCAUUCCGUCUCCGGUUAAGCUCGAGAACCUGCGUAUGCAGGCAUCGCAGGCCCGGACUACGAAGUUCUACUCGAGCAAAACUAGUUCCAGUUCCAACAUUGGGGCCACUGGUAACGAUGUUUCGAGAGGUAGCACCCCUCCUACGCCUGGUGACGAAUCAGAUUCGAUAGGUAAUCCGAAGCCGGGGAAAACACUCACUACCCCACCCGCGAAAGAAAAGAAAAAAGCGUUUUUUAAGAAGCAAGAAACCACUGCUCCUUAUGAUGUUGUACCCUCUAUGAGGCCUGUAGUUUUAGUAGGACCUUCACUGAAAGGAUACGAAGUUACUGAUAUGAUGCAGAAAGCGUUAUUUGAUUUUUUAAAGCAUAGAUUUGAAGGAAGGAUUAUCAUAACAAGAGUUAUGGCUGACAUUUCUCUGGCAAAACGCUCGUUGUUGAACAAUCCUUCGAAACGAGCCAUUAUGGAACGGUCCAAUACGCGCUCGACUUGCCUGGCAGAAGUUCAAGCUGAAAUUGAAAGAAUAUUCGAACUGGCCAGGACGCUGCAACUUGUGGUCUUAGAUUGUGAUACUAUAAAUCAUCCAUCUCAACUUGCCAAAACCUCAUUAGCUCCUAUUAUUGUUUAUUUGAAGAUUACAAGUCCUAAGAAGCGGGAGAAGUUGCACCCAGUCCUGGUAAAAUUUGGCGAGCUGGUUCGACUGACUUGUUCGCUUAAUGCCAUUAAUUGCAAAUUCGUCUUUUGUUCCACGAUGUUUCAUGCAGGCCAUCAGAGAGGCCGGUCGAGGCUAGAAAGGCAAAGAGAAUACGACGAUUAUGUAGACAAGGAAGCUCAUUCGCAGCUUCACGCGGUUCCAGCUCAUAUAGCUGGCAGCCAAGAUUAUCCCAAUCACUCUUAUGAGCGAACGUUAGACAGGGCACCGUCUCGGGAUCAUAGAGUAAGUAGAGAUGAAGAAUAUCCUUCUCAUAGAAGUUCAAGAAGAGCUGUCAAUGCUAUCUAGUGGAGGCUGUCUACGGAGCAACCCAUUGAGGAAGAAGUACAGGGUGAUCUUAGUCCAUCGGAUGAAUAUUUCUAUCGGCAACAAUUCCCAAAAGAGUUCAGAGAUGACAGAGUGGAAACAAAAGGAAAACGCGAAUACGGUUGGCGGUACGACGAACGGAGAGAGAUGAGGAGGAGACCAGAAGAAGAUAGAUACUACGAACGAGCAGAAGAUAAACGAUACAGGGAUGAUAAUGUGAGAUAUGAAACGGGAAUGGAUCCGAAAUCUUCCCUGUUGCUAGAAAGAAGGAAAGAUAAUAGCGCGAAAGGUGAAGGCAAGAAUUAUCGACAAGAACUGUUAGAAAGAUUCUCCAAUAUGGAUUUUGAAGACCACGACAAUUACCGUAGCCAAAGAUAUUACGAAUAGUAUGUACUUCUCAACGGAUUAUCUUCUACUCUAAUGCUUGCAUUGGGCAAAAUGGGUAAAAUUGCCUUAAUGGUGUGUUCCGUAGAACGAGAGCGUAAAAUUAAAUACCUUACCAGACAUUUUAUCAGGUCUUGACCAGUUUGGUGCCAUAUACGCCAGUAAUAGCUCAAUUUUAGCGAUUUAAUAUUAUUAUUACAUUACAUCCGGCUUUAACAGGAUAGAUAUACCUAACUAAGAAGUUUAGAAAUUGUUUGUUAAUAAUAAAACCGUUUGGUUGUUUCUUAUAAUAAAACAAAAUAAAAAGAACUGACCACUUACAUACAGUUUGUUAAGUUUGUUCGUAAAUUUUAUUCCUAGUUUCUAAAUACGAAGUGAUAUUAGUGCGUAAAAUUUAUGCAAUGACUGAACUAGGAAAUUUUUAAUGAAUUAUAGGGAAAUGAAAAAUAAGGUAGGAUUUUCGGGAAGUCCAACAGUUUUUAUUAUCCACUGUACUACUUGUUAUCGU